This is a messenger RNA of Colletotrichum spaethianum, 288 nucleotides long. RefSeq lists its product as uncharacterized. NCBI's taxonomy places the organism in Eukaryota, Fungi, Ascomycota, Sordariomycetes, Glomerellales, Glomerellaceae. Bases 1 to 288 code for a protein of 95 amino acids. The record is from RefSeq and is a predicted model, not a curated record. The transcript has a single exon.
AUGUCUUCCAGAUAUAGCAACGCCAAGCCGGUUGUCCACCAGGCCCCGGCUUCCAUCAGCAGCGGCUACUCGGCAUCGUCUGCCUCGUACAGCUCUUCCAGGAGCUCAUCCACACCGCGCUCCGUAUCACCGAGCGACGAGGCCUACCUUCGUGUCUACGGCGCCUCCGGGCACCAGUCCUCGAUGAGGCACACCUCCUCAGGCGUCACCGUUAUCAACCGCCAUCAGUCCGGCUACGAGGCCUACGCGCCGACACCAGACUACACCGGCAGCUACUCGCGACGAUGA